Molecule: messenger RNA, 2418 nt
Organism: Rotaria sp. Silwood1
Lineage: Eukaryota; Metazoa; Rotifera; Eurotatoria; Philodinida; Philodinidae
Source: the annotation of a GenBank genome assembly
AUGUCUGAAAAAUAUAAGCUUUCUUAUUACUUCUCAAAAAAAUCAGUAUCUUCUUCACGUGAUAUAUGGAAUAUAAAUCAUCCUACCACCACAAAUACAACUAUUAUCAAUACAAACGAAUUAAUAGUAUUGAAUGAACUUGAUGAUCGAUUAUCAACAUCAUUAUCUUCGUCAACCAGUACUUGUUUUGAACUUGAAAAUCAAGAUAAUGAAAAUUUAACUCUCAAAGAAAAUGAAUUUACAACAACAAGAAGAACAACAACAGAUAAUCAUGAAUUAUUAGCUGAAUGUUCACAAAUGAAUUCAUUUAAACGUGAUCCAGGUCGAGGUCCACAAGCAGCUAAAGAAUUUUUAUUAUUAGGUCCUUAUCAACCUAUUACUACUUUUCCAACAAUUAAUCAUCGACAUUUUUGUUCUAGUUGGUAUAAGAUUUAUCCAUGGAUUGAAUUUAGUGAUAUGACUAAAAAAGCUUAUUGUUUUGUUUGUCGACUUGCUUAUUCAUCUGGACGCUGUGAUGAUGCAUAUAUCAAGAAUGGUUUUAAUACUUGGUCAAUGGCUAUUCAAAAGUUUAAUAAACAUCAAUCAACUUUAUCACAUAAACAAGCUAAUGAUUCAUAUAUAAAUGCUGUUCGAAAUCUUACAGAUAAUACUGAUAUAAUUCGAUCAAUCAUUUUUCUUGCUAAACAAGGAUUACCUUUUAGGGGUCAUCGUGAAGAUGAUGAAUCAAAAAAUAAAGGUAAUUUAUUGAGACUAGACUUAGAAACGAUAAUUCAAUCAUGUUCAUGUACAAUAUUUACACAUAUAACGUCCUUUGUUUUAGGCAAUCUUUUGGAGUUACUCGAAUUUCGAAGUUUAGAAAAUGAAUUAAUUAAAAAGAAAUUAAAAACAUUAAAAUAUACACAUCAUUCAAUACAGAAUGAAUUAUUAUCUUUAAUACAACAACAUAUAAUUUCUCAAAUUGUAUCUGAAAUAAAAACUUGCAAGUAUUAUUCAGUUAUGAUAGAUGAAACUACUGAUAUUACACGGCAUCAGCAAGUUUCCUUAGUAAUACGUUAUACUGACGAUCAGUUCAAUGUUUAUGAACGUUUUCUUGGUUUUGAACGAGCUUCUGACACAACUGGAUUAGGUUUAUUCAAUUUAUUAAUAGAAUGGUUAAAUAAACUUGGUUUAGAUAUCAAAAAUAUAGUAGGUCAAGGUUUUGAUGGAGCAAGUUCAAUGACCGGUGAAUAUAAGGGUGUUGCUAGUCGUCUUAUACAAGUUUCACCAACAGCUUUAUAUGUACAUUGUAACGGGCACGUUCUAAACUUGUGUUUAGUAGAUGUUGCAGAAGCUGUUGUACAUAUUCGAAACAAUUUUGGUGUCGUUAAAUCAUUAUAUAAUUUAAUUGAAGCAUCACCAAAACGACAUAAAGUAUUUGAAGAUUUGCAAAAAGAAUCUGGUAUUAUAUCCAUAUCAUUAAAACAAUUAUCAGAUACUCGGUGGGCUUGUCGAUAUGAAAGUUUGAAAGUUAUUUCUAGUCGUUAUUUAGAAAUAUUAAAUACAUUGGAAAAACUUGAAACUAGUGAUUCAUAUAUAUUAUUACAUGUAAUAAAAACUUUUGAUUUUGUUUUUCAUAUUUAUAUGAUGACUGAAAUAUACAUGAUUACACAAAUAUUAUCAAAAUUCUUACAACGUUCAAAUAUUACUUUAACUGAUGCAUUAGCACAAGUUAAAAUUACAAUUGAUACACUUGAAUCAUUAAGAAAUGAAGAUGAAUUUGAAAGAAUUUGGCAUGAAUCAAUGAAAAUUUGUAUGAUUAACAAUAUUGAUGAACCUCAUGAACGUCGUAAACGAAAAUUUCCAUUAAAAUUAGGUGGUAGUGAUGUUAAUUCAAGUAAUUUAACAAUAAAAGAUGAAUAUCGAGUUAAUUCGUUUUAUGCAGUGUUGGAUGAAAUUGUAACAUCUAUUAAAGAUAGAUUUGAUAAAAACUAUUUAUCUAUAGUUGUUUUAUGUGAAAAAUUAUUCUUAACAAAAGUAUUAUUAAGUAAUGAUGAAUUAAAAGAAAUUGCUUGCUUUUACAAUAUGAAUUAUGAUGAUUUAAGGGCUGAACAGCGAUUAUACAAAACAGCACUUGAUGAAAAAAAAGAUUGGAGUUUAGCAGCAUCAACAAAGUUCUUUAUUCAACAUAAUUUCCAUUUAUCACUUUCAACAAUGGCUGAAUUAUUAAAAAUUAUGUGGACAAUACCUGUUAAUGUAUGUGGUUGUGAACGAAGCUUUUCAUCGUUACGGAGAAUAAAAACAUACAUUAGAAAUACAACUGGACAAGAACGAUUAACAUGUUUAGCAUUAAUAAAUAUAGAACGAGAUUAUGAAGUUGAUAUUGAUGCUAUAGUAGUUGAUUUUGUAUCAAAAAAAGAUGAAAGAAAAAAAGUUUUUUGA